AACUAAGUUAAACUAUUCAUAGCUAGCAAGCACUCCUUUAAAGCGUUUUUUAAUUUUAUGCAAUUAAAUUCUUAAAAUAACUUCAGUAGAACCUUAUUAAUUCCUAAGUUGUAAUAUAAUACCUUGGCAUAUUGUGAAGCCGAAGUGAGAUUUGCACUGUUAUAACGUCAACUCGGGAUACUUGUAAAAUUAAGGUGUUUAUUUUUUUUUAUCAGUCUUUGGGGUUGGUGCUGGUUUGACAUCAUGGACAACAGCAGCUUAGAUCAGACGGUGGAGACUGCUGCUGAGGAUUACCCAGCACAAGAAGACACCUCACCAGCAGACAUGCUGAGAAUCAAGCAGCAGAUGGCGAACCAGUGUUUUGAGAUGACUGUGCAGCUGAACGCAGGAAAAAGUAAGCGGCCCUGCAGCACAUCUCAGGCAGAAAGAGAGCUGCCAAACUGCGUCUCGGAGCUUGAACGUGUGAAGACGGCCCAUUUCAACAGCACCCUGGCUCUGCACAGAAUACAGAUGUGGAACGCUAUAGGAGAAAAAAUGAAGCAGACGGAUCCAGAUGCAACAGACCUGAAGGCCGUCAGUGCUCGCUGCAUGGCUCUGUGUUCGCAGAUAAAACAGCUCCAGAUAGAGACCAGAAAUCUGCAAGACGAAAUUACAGAAAUACAGAAGGAGAGACUGGAGAUUAAACGACUCACGCAUGAAAAAAUGAAAGCAACGCAGGAGUUAUUGUCCAACAAAGAGCAUCCAGACUCAGAAAAGUACAAAGCGGUGCUGGAGAAAGGCCAAGAAAACCUGGAGAUUUAUAAGAAGAUGACCAUAAUGGCACAGAAUGUCCUCAGGGGCAUCCUGUUGGCUUGUAAAGUUAACUGGCUGGAUGAGCCAAACCUUCGUGAAAUUGUAAUGACGUUGGAGGACUUUCCUAUCUCUGACUAGAGCAAACGUUAAUUUAUCUCAGUUAUAUGUUUUCAGUACUGUGUUAUUUAAUAAAAAUGUGUCAAACCC
This is a messenger RNA of Gambusia affinis (western mosquitofish), 999 nucleotides long. It is a transcript of the gene cenph, whose product is annotated as centromere protein H. NCBI's taxonomy places the organism in Eukaryota, Metazoa, Chordata, Actinopteri, Cyprinodontiformes, Poeciliidae. Gene Ontology annotation, cellular component: nucleus; kinetochore. Gene Ontology annotation, molecular function: kinetochore binding. The transcript has 10 exons. Gene Ontology annotation, biological process: chromosome segregation; mitotic spindle organization; kinetochore assembly. Bases 244 to 930 code for a protein of 228 amino acids. The record is from RefSeq and is a predicted model, not a curated record.